This is a messenger RNA of Anneissia japonica, 1822 nucleotides long. Its product is annotated as cytochrome b-c1 complex subunit 2, mitochondrial-like. Gene Ontology annotation, cellular component: mitochondrion. Lineage: Eukaryota; Metazoa; Echinodermata; Crinoidea; Comatulida; Comatulidae. Bases 82 to 1446 code for a protein of 454 amino acids. The transcript has 11 exons. The record is from RefSeq and is a predicted model, not a curated record. Gene Ontology annotation, molecular function: metal ion binding.
CCACCGACCAUUGAUCAAUCGCCAUAUUGCCCCAGUUCAAUUAAAUUACCGGCGAGUAUUGUUGUUGUCUUAAAAGUCAUUAUGUUGUUUCGUUCCAAUUUGCGAUUCAUAUCAAGAAGCGUAUCGAAACGUUUCCAAACGGCUCAGGCAUCUGCAGCCACAGCGGACAGGAAUGCUCUGCCUGCUCAAGAUGCUCAGGUUUCUAAGCUGGCCAAUGGGCUCACUGUUGCCUCGCUUGAGAACUACUCACCUGUCAGUAGGAUCGGAAUUAUAGUCAACGCUGGGUCGAGAUAUGAAACUACUAAAAACCUAGGCGUCACCCACUGUUUAAGAGCAUUUGCCAACUUGACGUGUAAAGGUGCAACUACCUUCAGUAUCACAAGAGGAUUGGAAGAUGCAGGAGCAUCACUGGAGGCAUCAACAACUCGGGAUCACAUGUUAUACUCAAUAAAUUGCUUAAGGGAUAACCUAGAUAUAGCUGGAAAUUAUCUUAUUAGUAUUGCUGGGGGUCAAGAGUUCAGGAGGUGGGAGGUCAAUGAUAGUAAAUACAGAGUGAACAUUGAUUUGGCUCUUGCUGAGACCCAGCCACAGAUAGACGUUAUGGAACGUCUCCACGGGGCAGCUUUCAGAGGAAAUCUCGGAAAUUCUCUUUUCUGUCCAAAGUACAUGCUGGACGCAUUCACAACAGAUGUGCUCAAAGAUUUUGUCAAUACGCACUUCACGGCUGAAAACAUGGCUCUUGUUGGUGUUGGAGUUGACCACGACACUCUUAAAGCUUUGGGUGAAAAAUUGGCUGUGCAGCGGGGAUCUAAAGUUAACAAUGCUUCAAAAUACGUUGGAGGUGUUGAAAGCAGGGCGCAGAAUCGUAGUGAACUGGUCCAUGCCGCUGUGGCCGUAGAGGGCGCUGGCAUUCAGAAUCAAGAUGUACUCACACUCUCAGUAAUGCAGUACCUGCUAGGGCCUGAACCAUGCGUGAAGUGGGGAUCCCACAUGGCCACGUCAAAGCUGAACCAAGCUGCAGCUAAAGCAACGCAGUCGCCCUUCCAUGCAAGCUGUUUGAAUUUGAGUUAUGCUGAUACAGGUCUGUUUGGGUUCUAUGUACUUGGCCAAGCCAACGAAAUGCAGUCAGUUCUCAAAGCUGCAAUGGGGCAAUUUGGUGGAUUAACAAAAGGCAAUAUUGAUGAGAAAGACUUUCAGAGGGCAAAGAACCAAUUGAAGUCUUCAUUAAUGAUGCAGUGUGAAGACCAGGGUACCUUCUUUGAGCACCUUGCAGUACAGAGUCUAACCACUGGAAAUUAUCAACCACUUACUGAUGUACUCAAGCAGAUAGACAACAUCAAACCUCAAGAUGCCGUAACGGUUGCAAAGAAAGUGUUCAACGGCAAACCGGUGAUGGUUGCCAAUGGCGAUUUAGUAAACACACCAUAUUUGGAUGAACUGUUAUAAAGGCACACUGUUGCCAGUACUGCCCUCUAGAAUUAACAAUAUUUAAUGAGCUGUUCUUCGAAUCUCAACACUUUAUUAUAAUCAAAUAUGUUGCCAACUUUGCGCACCAUAGAUGGUUUCUAUAUACCAUCAAUAUCUCAUUGGUGCACCAUACUUGCCUAAUUGGCCAAUAAAAAUAUAUUUUUACCUACUGUAAUACUAAGCUAUACUGGUCUGAAAUAGUGUUGUAGUAGAAAUAAUUAUUGCGGUACUGCUUGCAUAUUGUUAAAUAUGAUUUAUUUUAUUAUUGUUCCUCAUAUUAACUUUAAAAUGAUAAGGCAAUGACCAUAAACAGAAUUUAUGAAUAGAGUUUGAUUAAAAAGUAUGUUGAAAAUUA